Rhododendron vialii is the source of this 3102-nucleotide messenger RNA. Its product is annotated as cell division control protein 48 homolog C-like. Gene Ontology annotation, biological process: ribosome biogenesis. Gene Ontology annotation, molecular function: RNA binding; preribosome binding; ATP hydrolysis activity. Gene Ontology annotation, cellular component: nucleus. NCBI's taxonomy places the organism in Eukaryota, Viridiplantae, Streptophyta, Magnoliopsida, Ericales, Ericaceae. The record is from RefSeq and is a predicted model, not a curated record. Bases 63 to 2648 code for a protein of 861 amino acids. The transcript is spliced from 10 exons.
CCCACACCCCCCGCCCCGGGUCUCUCUCUCGUCUCAACUGAGGUCCUAACCCUAGCAGGGAGAUGAAAACGGGAAGCCGAAGAAGAGGCGGAGGCGGUGGGUCAACGCCUCCGACGGUCUUCGAACGAGUCCUCCGCCGCCACAUCGAGUCCUUCAAGACCAACAGCAACCACGCCACCACCCUCGAUGACGUGGUCGCUCACCUCCGCUCCUCCUUCCCCGAGUACUCCCGCCACAAGCUCCAACCAUUCACGAGAGCCGUCCAACAAACCCUACAACACAUCACCUCCAACAACAACCACCUCACAUCGACCACUCACGGCCGCCGUGCCUCUACGUCAGGUCUCGUCACCGACGAUGAGCAAGACAAUCACGAUCGAUCUGCCAGGAAGAGGACGAAGAGAGUCGACGCGAAGGAGGAGCGGCUGCGGCGCUUGGAGGAGCAACACGUGCGGAGGAAACGACGUGGCGAUGCCGUUUCGUCUGCGUCGGGUUCGGACUCGACGACGGAGGAGACGGACGGCAACGUUUCCACGUCGGAGGACGCGGUUUAUGGGGAGGAGAUAGAGCCGCCGGAGUUCGAUUUGAUGAAGUCGAUGCUGCGCGCUAGUUAUAGCGGCUCGAAAUCGAAGAAGAAGGCGGGGGAGGAUAAGGUGGAGAAUAAUGCAUGUACUUUUUCGAAUAGUCCGAGAUGUGCGCAAGCUGACCCGGAACACCCUGCAUUACCAAGAAAAAAAAGAAAGGGGGAGAAUAAUGUGGAAUUGGAGGAGGUAUUUGGUAACAAGGCAGCUCGAAAAGUCGAUUUCCUCGGAGGAGACGGUGGUGGUUUGGGAAAAACAGUUGGAAAAGGUUUUAGUGGUGGUGGUGGUGAGGUGGGGGAGGUGAAGGGGAAAGAUGGGCCUAGGUUUAAGGACUUGGGAGGGAUGCGGGGAAUUGUGGAGGAAUUGAAGAUGGAGGUGAUUGUUCCGCUCUACCAUCCGGAGUUGCCAAGGUGGCUCGGGGUGAGGCCGAUGGCGGGGAUUCUGUUGCACGGGCCGCCGGGGUGUGGGAAGACUAGGCUGGCUCAUGCCGUUGCUAAUGAGACCGGGGUUCCAUUCUAUAAGAUCUCAGCUACUGAAUUGGUCUCUGGUGUUUCGGGUGGAUCGGAAGAGAACAUUCGGGAUCUUUUUGCGAAAGCAUAUAGGACAGCGCCGUCUAUUGUGUUUAUUGAUGAGAUUGACGCAAUUGCUUCAAAAAGAGAGAAUCUACAGAGGGAGAUGGAGAGAAGGAUUGUGACACAGUUGAUGACUUGCAUGGACGAAUCGCACAGGUUUGUACAACCUGCUGAUGUAGAUCCAAAUGCAGAAAGCGCCAAUAUCAGGCCUGGAUAUGUUCUCGUAAUUGGAGCUACAAAUAGGCCUGAUGCUGUUGAUCCUGCAUUAAGGAGGCCUGGACGAUUUGAUAGAGAGAUUGUUUUAGGUGUUCCGGAUGAAAAUGCGAGGGUUGAGAUUCUUUCAGUUCUUACACGUGAUCUUAGAGUUGAGGGUGCUUUCGAUCUUGUCAAGCUAGCCAGGUCCACUCCUGGGUUUGUUGGAGCAGACUUGACGGCCCUAGCUAACAAGGCUGGUAACCUUGCCAUGAAGAGAAUUAUUGACAGAAGAAAAUCUGACCUAUCCGUAGAACCUACAGAUGGGGAGCAUACUGAAGAUUGGUGGAAGCUUCCGUGGUUGCCUGAAGAAAUUGAAAAGCUUAACAUUACUAUGGCUGAUUUUGAGGAAGCAGCUAAAUUGGUUCAACCCUCUUUAAGAAGGGAAGGAUUCUCCAGUAUUCCUAACGUGAAAUGGGAAGAUGUCGGGGGCCUCCAUUUGUUAAGGCAGGAGUUUGAUCGUUAUAUAGUUAGGCGUAUUAAGUACCCUGAGGAUUAUGAGGGGUUUGGGGUAGAUCUGGAGACAGGGUUUUUGCUCUAUGGACCUCCGGGCUGUGGUAAAACAUUAAUUGCUAAGGCUGUCGCCAAUGAGGCAGGAGCUAAUUUCAUACAUAUCAAGGGCCCUGAACUUCUGAGCAAAUAUGUUGGUGAAAGUGAGUUGGCAGUUAGGACAAUAUUUAGCCGAGCAAGGACUUGUUCUCCAUGCAUACUUUUCUUUGAUGAGGUAGAUGCUUUAACCACGAAGCGUGGAAAGGAGGGGGGCUGGGUUGUUGAGCGGCUUUUGAACCAGCUGUUGAUUGAGCUAGAUGGUGCAGAUCAGAGACAGGGUGUUUAUGUCAUUGGCGCUACAAAUAGACCUGAGGUGAUGGACCGUGCUGUCUUACGACCAGGAAGGUUUGGGAAACUCCUAUUUGUCCCUCUUCCAAGUCCAGAUGAGCGUGGCCUGAUCUUAAAAGCUCUUGCUCGGAAGAAGCCUAUAGAUUCCAGUGUGGAUUUAAUUGCCAUUGGAAGGGAUGAAGCUUGUGAAAACCUUAGUGGAGCUGAUCUUUCUGCACUGAUGAACGAAGCGGCCAUGGCUGCACUUGAGGAGAAACUGACAGCCCAAAGCAAUUCAGAUGCCACAACGUCAUUGACUAUCGGAAAGAUACAUUUUGAGCAGGCCCUGAAGAAAGUCUCUCCAUCUGUCUCAGAGAAGCAAAAGCAUUACUACCAACUCUUGACAGAAAGCUUCAGAGCAGCGUGAGAUUAGACUUGGGAUCAAAGUUUUUGCAAAAGCUUUGGAGAUACAACCAUGGGGUUUCAAGUUGCCAAGAGCAAUUAAACUAUGGAAGCAUGAGUGGCCAUUUUAUCCCGUGUUUGUGUGCUUUGCUGUCUUCUUGCUCCAUGUAAGUGUUCUUUAGUACCUCGUAAUAUAGCUCCAGUUCGUUUAGGUAGAAAAUUUUGUAGUUGAUGAAGAACUAGGCGUAUACCACCACAGCUCAAAACGUUUCUUUGGGGAAGUCCCAAUUCAAAGAAAUAGCUGGAAUGAACCAUGAGUUAAUGAGAGAGUUUACUAUGAUUUAGCUUGUAUUGGUACCUAAAAUUUCAAAUUUUCUAUUUGGGUCGAGUUUUGUCAAUGGAUUGGAGAAUAUCUAGGGUUGUACAUGUCAAAUUCAAGUGGAAUAUACGUUUUAUAUUUAUGGAUAUAAUUGAACCAA